AUGGACCGUACAGACGACGAGAUUUUCAACAAGGCGUUCCGAACGCAGCAAAAAUUGACCGCAAGGGGUCUGCGAACGCCUCGACUAGGCAAUGCACUAAAAACAACUACCAACACCGCCACAGAGGCCGGUAGAGAUGAGUCCGCUUCUCUAUCGCGAGAGCAACAAAUAGUCUCGCCGGCGUUAGCUUCAACCCCCAAGAUCCCUCCACAGCUUGAGAUCGCGCACACGACAAGGCUAGAGACACAGAAGCCCAGCAAGAACAAUAAAAAGGGUGCAACUGCCAACCGUUAUGGCCAAUUCUGGACGCGAUCGGUCGAGUUUGGAAGCACGGUUUGGUCCGACAUCUGCAAAGUUGUCAUGGUGACCUGGACGCUUGUGAGGGGACCCUCUCGACUCAUCGCGGCCAUUCUCUUUGCCCUUUGGCCACCUCUUCGAAUACUUCUCAUCUUCACUGUCGUCAUCACCGUCGUGGUGACCGCUUUGCUGGCGACCGUGGAGUUCAUAUGGCAGGCAUCACACCUAGCCACAGCUCUGUCGUUCGUGCUCACUCUGGGGAGCACAUUCAACACAGUCGUACUCCCAAGGAUGACAAACCUAUUCCACACCGGAUCGCUCGCCAGCAACUCGGCCCCCAUGACAACGACGGCAUCCCUCGUGGCAGCACCAUCUUUCACCCCGACCCAGGCGACUAUCUUCACCCCCAAGGGCCUCGCACGCGAGUUCAGAGACUUGGAGAAUUGCGUGGCCUACCUCAGCAAGAUCCCCGUCGGAGAGGGACAGCCAGCAGAGGUUCAAAAGAGUGUAAGCAUCGUCUGGGACGUGUUGUUGGAAGGGAGAGCCAAAGAUUUCAUCAACGGAUCCAGAAAUGAAAAAAGCCUCCUUACGGGAUCGAUAGCCUGGAAUCGCCUCUGGGACGCAAUAGAUCCCGAUUUCGAUUUUAUCAAGGGUCAGAACGCCCUCUUGGAAGCAGUAGAGACGGAACAGCACGACACGGAAUCAGCACAAGCAGAACGGAUGCUCAAGGACAUGCGCCAGAGACCAGCUGAGGAGGAAGUCGGGGGGACGUCCGGGGUUCGGGGCCGGAUUCUCGCGCUUUUCGGUGCCGAUGGCGCCGAGGAGGCGAGGAAGCUGCUUGUUCACGCGCGGCUUAACGAUUUCAGCAAGAUGGUGGAGAGAGCUCGGAAGUCGAGGCAAUCCAUGUAUGAUGCUGUGCGCACCAUGCCGGACACGUCGAUGAAGGGGGUCAAAGAGCACAUAUGCGAGAUGAAGACGUACUUUUUGCAGGCGGCUGGGAGGGGGAACCGAUGGUCCGAAGUUCAACUCGCCAUGGUGGGCGCUGGCGACAACAAGAUGGAGCGCGGGAUCCCCGAUAACUACGACGGCGGCGGCGGCGGCCAGGCAGAGACGGACCCAGCUGCGGCCAUGCCGCCGGGACAGACGACACGUCUCCUUCGCACAUGGCACCGCGCCAGCUCCCUCGGGUGUGAGAGAGCCUUUCUUGUCAUGGGAGACAUGGCGAAGCGCGCCGGUCUGUUAGAGGACCAACUGCGGAGGCUAUCUCAGUACGUCACAGUCGUGAGUAGCCUUGGGGACGACGUGGAGAUGGGCGCCCAGGGGGUCGGGUUAACCGAGUUCGAGCUGAGGGCCCUUAUUGGCGAGUUUAUUGACUUGGUCCGUGGAUGA
Colletotrichum truncatum is the source of this 1686-nucleotide messenger RNA. RefSeq lists its product as uncharacterized. NCBI's taxonomy places the organism in Eukaryota, Fungi, Ascomycota, Sordariomycetes, Glomerellales, Glomerellaceae. The record is from RefSeq and is a predicted model, not a curated record.